UUGAGUGGCAUGGAGGAAAGUAGCUUCACAUCGUAGAAAUUUAGCGCAGAGCUGCAACGCUCGAGGCGAUUACAAACCCUUGGCAAUUCAGCAGACGGAGUACCCAGAAGAGGUCUUUCUUAAGGGAGAAUCUCCCUCUAUUUGUCGAUUAGGCUAUUCUGAACAUGGCAGGUACUUUUAAACCGGACAUAGCCUUACAUUGUUGUGCAUCUUCUUAACCAAGUUUGCUUGUUUAAUUCCUACUGACGGGGAAAAGUUACGCCAGGACAUCAUAUGCGCUACACACCAGCAUCAGGAAGGUGUGUCAUGUGGAGCUCGAUUCUCCAAAGUGGUAGGUGUUUGCUGAAUCUGGAUGGGAUCUGGGGCAAGCUCGAGCCAUUUACAUCAUUUGCAUGUUCGGUUCCUUGGGUGCUGGAAGAGUGCUGAGGAGACAUGACCUCUGCAGAGAAGAGGCCCAGGAGGUGGUGGUGGCCCGGUUCCUUCAGGUCCAAGUGGACCCCCUGUAGGACCUCACAAGAGCAAGAAGAGGAGCGGCAUGUUCGUGCGAAUGAUCGAGAGUACAACGGGAGAUACAAGUACGCUGAUAACCACAUCAAAACAUCCAAAUACAACAUUUUCACAUUCCUGCCCAUCAAUCUGUAUGAGCAGUUUCAGCGUGUGGCCAACACAUACUUCUUAUGUCUGCUCAUCCUCCAGCUGAUUCCUCAGAUCUCCUCUCUAUCCUGGUUUACCACCAUCGUGCCUCUGGCCGCAGUCCUCACCGUCACAGCUGUGAAGGACGCCAUGGAUGACUAUUUUCGCCACAGGAGUGACCGGCAGGUGAACACGCGGCAGGCUCAGGUGCUCAUCAGGGGAAAACUACAGAAAGAGAAGUGGAUGAAUGUCCACGUCGGGGACAUUAUCAAGCUUGAAAAUAACCAGUUUGUUGCUGCAGAUCUGUUGUUGCUAUCAACAAGUGAACCCAAUGGACUGUGCUACGUAGAGACCGCGGAACUGGAUGGAGAGACCAAUUUGAAAGUGCGGCAGGCCUUGCCUGUCACCUCUGACCUUGGUGCUGACAUCACUCAUCUAGUAGAGUUUGAUGGGGAGGUGGUGUGUGAGGCUCCCAAUAACAGGCUGGACCGCUUCAUCGGGACAUUGACAUGGAGAGGGAGCUCCUAUUCCCUUGACAACCAGAGGAUGCUGCUGAGAGGCUGCAUCCUGAGGAACACAGACUGGUGCUUUGGCAUGGUCAUCUUUGCAGGCCUUGAAACCAAACUCAUGCAGAACUGUGAAAAGACCAAGACUAAACGCACCAGCAUCGACAGACUAAUGAACACUCUUGUCUUGUGGAUCUUUGGCCUGCUCGUGUGUCUGGGCGUCGUUUUGGCCGUCGGAAACUCUAUUUGGGAGUCUGGCGUUGGAAAGCACUUCCAUGCGUAUCUGCACUGGGAGGGGGACAGGGACAGUGCCGUAUUCUCUGGCUUCCUGGCCUUCUGGUCCUACAUCAUCAUCCUCAACACCGUGGUACCCAUCUCCCUUUACGUCAGCAUGGAGUUCAUCCGCCUGGGCCACUGUUGCUUCAUCAGCUGGGACCAGGGCAUGUACCACGCUGGGCAGGACGUGGCGGCUGAGACCCGCACCACCACCCUCACCGAGCAGCUGGGACAGGUGGAGUACGUCUUCUCAGACAAGACGGGCACCCUCACACAGAACAUCAUGGCCUUCAACAAGUGCUCCAUCAACGGCAAGAUAUACGGUGAAGUGUACGACGAGUUUGGACAUAAAGUUGAAAUCACAGAGACAACCCCUUGCGUGGACUUCUCCCACAACCCCCUGGCAGACCCAAAGUUCCGUUUCCAUGACGCCGCACUGGUGGAAGCAGUGCAGGAUGGGGAUGCGACCGUGCAGGAGUUUUUCAGGCUGCUUGCCCUGUGCCACACUGUCAUGCCAGAGCAGAAGAUUAAGGGGGAGCUGCUGUACCAGGCCCAGUCCCCAGACGAGGGAGCGCUGGUCACGGCCGCCAGGAACUUUGGCUUUGUCUUCAGCGCCAGAACUCCUGAGACCAUCACCGUGGUGGAGAUGCGCAAGCCAAUCACGUAUCAGCUCCUUGCUAUCCUCGACUUCAACAACGUACGCAAGAGAAUGAGUGUCAUAGUGAGAACCUCGGAGGGCCAAAUCAAGUUGUACUGUAAAGGAGCAGACACCAUUUUGUUUGAGAGACUGAAAACAUCAGAUGAUGACCUCAGCUCUGUCACAACGGAGCACCUCAAUAUGUUUGCUGGGGAAGGGCUGAGAACACUUGUCCUGGCCUAUAGAACUCUGGACAGAGCUUUCUUUGAGGAGUGGGCGAAAAAGCUUCACAUUGCAAGUACUGUCCUGGAUGACAGGGAGGAGUGUGUUGAUGCUUUGUAUGAAGAGAUUGAACGAGAUCUGAUUCUCCUAGGUGCCACGGCCAUAGAGGACAAGCUACAAGAGGGUGUCUCUGAAACUCUUCUCAACUUAAGCUUGGCCAACAUCAAAAUCUGGGUUCUCACAGGAGACAAGCUGGAGACUGCUAUGAAUGUAGCAUACUCCUGUAACAUGCUGAGAGAUGACAUGAGCGAACUCUUCAUUAUAACCGGACCCACUGCUGCUGACGUCCAAACACAACUGAGGAGAGCCAAAGACCAUAUCACUGGACUGUCAACCCAACAUUCUAAACACCUGGACAAAGCAGAGAUGCCCAGACAAGACUCUGUAUUUGAGGAAACUACAUGUAUGAAUGCUGAAUAUGCGCUCAUUAUCAGUGGACAUUGCUUGGCGUAUGCCCUGGAAGCUGAGCUGCAGCUCCUCCUGCUGGACACAGCGUGUCUGUGCAUGACGGUGAUCUGCUGCAGGGUCACCCCCCUCCAGAAGGCUCAGGUGGUGGACCUGGUCAAGAGGCACAAGAAGGCCGUCACGCUGGCCAUUGGGGACGGGGCCAAUGACGUCAGCAUGAUCAAGACGGCGGACAUCGGUGUGGGCAUCGGUGGUGAGGAGGGCAUGCAGGCGGUGUUGGCGUCCGACUUCUCCUUUGCCCGCUUCUGCUACCUGCAGCGCCUCCUGCUGGUGCACGGCCGCUGGUCCUCCCACCGCAUGGGCCGCUUCCUCAGAUACUUCUUCUACAAGAACUUUGCCUUCACCCUCGUACACGUCUGGUUCGCAUUCUUCUGCGGGUUCUCCGCACAGACAGCAUACGACCAGUGGUUUAUCACUCUCUUCAAUGUUGUCUACACCUCUCUGCCAGUUCUGGCAUUGGGCCUGUUCGACCAGGAUGUGAGUGAGGAGAACAGCCUGCGCUACCCCAAGCUGUACGAGCCGGGCCAGCAGAUGCGUCUCUUCAACAGGGGCCAGUUCCUCCUCUGCUCCCUCAACGGCAUCGCCACCUCCCUGGCCCUCUUCUUCGUCCCCUACGUCACCCUCGGCCCCUCCCCCCACCACCACCACGGCACCACCGCCAGCGACCACCAGUCUUUCGCUGUCGUCAUAGCGACCUCCCUCAUCAUUGUGGUGAGCGUACAGAUUGGGCUUGACACAAACUACUGGACGCCAAUUAAUCAUCUCUAUGUUUGGGGAAGCUUGGCCUCCUACUUUGUCAUAGUGUUUUUCCCAUACGACAAUAGUGCCUUUCCAGGAUUACCUAAGCAUGUCUCCUUUUUUGGGACUGCACACAACUGCCUGACACGGAUUAAUGUGUGGUUGGUCAUACUUCUGACCACUGUGAUAUGCAUAAUUCCUGGGGUUGCGUUUCGAUUUAUACAGAGAGAGCUCUACCCAACCCUAGCUGAAAAGGUGCGCCACCUGCAGGUGAGUAAGAAGCAAAGCCCCCUGAAGCAGACGCGCAAGCGAGUGCGCAGGACCAGCUCCCGGCGGUCAGCCUACGCCUUCUCGCAUCAGGAGGGCUUCGGGGAGCUCAUCACCUCCGGGAGGAACAUGCGGGGCUUGCGGCCACCUACUCCCGGGAGGCUGCACAACAGCGCCAGCUGGGUGGAGAACAUGCUGAGGAGGCUCGGGGAACAGGGCAUGAGAUUAGGCUCUGCUAGCCCUAAAAGCAGCGCCAGUCCCAAAAGCACUGCCAGUCUCAAAAGUGAAAAGAGACAAGGAGACAUCAGAGAAAGCAUGUGAAAAAAGAUACAUUGACAUUGACUUAUGUGACGAGAGUUUUUUUUUUCAUCGAUUGCCUGAAACGUAUACGUUCAUUAUCAUGGGGAAGGUGGAUGUGGAAUACCGGUCAAAAGCAGAAAGUUUCAUUAAGCAUACGUAUUCAUUUCAUGUUCAGUUCAGUACCUCAGACAUUAUUGUUCUCCCGUAACAUGACCUUAUUUCAAGGUACGCUAAAAACAACCACUUUGGGCAACUAGGCCCACUUGAAUUUUGUUUUUUUUGAAAAGUUGAAUGAGCCUAGUCUGCCUGUCACGAAAGUGAAC
Molecule: messenger RNA, 4427 nt
Organism: Engraulis encrasicolus (European anchovy)
Lineage: Eukaryota; Metazoa; Chordata; Actinopteri; Clupeiformes; Engraulidae
Product: probable phospholipid-transporting ATPase IM
Exons: 30
Coding region: 433-4125 (1230 amino acids)
Biological process (GO): Golgi organization; phospholipid translocation
Cellular component (GO): plasma membrane; trans-Golgi network
Molecular function (GO): ATP hydrolysis activity; ATP binding; ATPase-coupled intramembrane lipid carrier activity
Source: RefSeq, a predicted model, not a curated record